Molecule: messenger RNA, 1200 nt
Organism: Sinocyclocheilus rhinocerous
Lineage: Eukaryota; Metazoa; Chordata; Actinopteri; Cypriniformes; Cyprinidae
Product: ubiquitin carboxyl-terminal hydrolase 37-like
Exons: 11
Coding region: 1-1200 (399 amino acids)
Biological process (GO): protein deubiquitination
Cellular component (GO): nucleus; cytosol
Molecular function (GO): cysteine-type deubiquitinase activity
Source: RefSeq, a predicted model, not a curated record
AUGGAUAAAAAUCCCAAAAAGGAGAAGAAGAAGAGGGUCAAGUUUGCGCUGUGUUCUUCAGUGGAUGUGCUGGACUCGUCUAGUGCAGCUCCUGAAGACAGUGACAAACCACCCUCCUCUUCCUCCUCUUCCUCCUCAGGCAAACGCAGAUUUCACGGUCUGCGGCGCUUUUUUGGCAGAAUGCUGUCAUUCUGUCACAUGUCCGCAUCUUCUGAGCAGGAUAAGACGUCUUCCAUCCAGACUCAGAAGACCAGCGACCAGGAGAAAGAAGCAGUCGGAGCAGUAGUUGUAGACGGUUCUUCGUCACCUGCAGAUGUCAGAUCCUCAGAACAAAAACCGUCUGAGCUGCCGACUGUGAUUCAGGAGACUGAAACCAUCACAGAUGUCAGAUCCUCAGAACAAAAACCGUCUGAGCUGCCGACUGUGAUUCAGGAGACUGAACCCAUCACAGGAAACACGUGCUAUAUGAACUCCGUCAUUCAGUGCCUCCUCAGCGUUUCCCCCUUUCGGGAAGAUUUGCUCUCCCAGCAGGAGAAUCACAAAGACGACGCCAAGCUGCUCAGAGCGUUAACCGACCUGCAUAUGAGCCGGAUGGACGGCAGUGACUCCGAUCUGAAGGAAACACACUUGGCUAAAGAUGCACAUGAGUUCCUCAUGGCUUGUCUGUCCUGUCUGAAAGAAGAAAGCAUGACCUUGAAAUCGUCUCAUCCCUCAUACACGUGCCCCGUGUCCAGUAUGGAGUUCAAGCUUAAAAGCGAGCGCACCUGCAACAGCUGUGGCGUCAAGAAGAGUUUCGCAGAGGAGUCAAACUGCCUCUCGCUGGUCAUUGGCCCUCAUGCGAGUCUCACAGACAGUCUGCAUCAGUACAUGAACGCACCAUUCGUUGAUUGCGUUUGCAGUCUGUGUGGUGGACCGCAGGCCUCUGAGACCCUGAAGUUUCUCACUCUUCCUCGGGUCCUGGUCGUUCUGGUGCAGCGCUUUGACUUCACAUCCUCCAUGAUCAAGCUGAAGAAUCGACUGGAGAUUCCCGAGGAGCUGACGCUGUCCUGUGUUAAAGGACACUACAUCAGUCAGAUCCGUGAGUGCAGUGAGGAUGGAUGGCUGCGGUGCAGCGACGCGUCUGUCAGAAGAAGCAGCUGGACCGAGGUGUCCGAGGACGUCGGGGCCAACGGAUACUUGCUGUUUUAUGUCAAGAGCUGA